GGGUGUGGGGGGGCAGCCCCGGAGCUGUCGGCAGCGGGUCCCGAACCCGCGGAGCUGUGGGGUUGGGGGGGGGGGGCGCCAUGGGGUCGGUGUGGAAGCGGCUGCAGCGUGCGGGGAAGCGCGCGGCCAAAGUGCGGUUUGUGGCGACCUUCGAGGAGCUGCUGGUGGAGGGGGGCAGGAGCUGGCAGCCCCACAAGCUCACGGUGGUCUGGACCCGGCGCAACCGGAGGGUCUGCUCCAAGCCCCACAGCUGGCAGCCGGGCAUCGAGAACCCGUACCGGGGCAUGGUCGUCUGGGUGGUCCCUGAGAGCAUCGAGGUGGUCGUCACCCUCUACCGGGACCCCCAUGCCACCACCUACGAUGACAAGGAGUGGAGCUUCCUCAUCGAGAACGAGUCCCGGGGCCGCCGCUCCGUGGUUGCGGGGGCUCCGCUGGACCUGGGCCGCCUGGGGGGGGCGGCGGCGGCGGCGGGGGGGGGGCCGCUGGCUCUGUCCCUGUCCCUGCGGCCCCGCUCCCGUAGGGUGGCGGCCGCGAACCUGCGCCUGCGGCUCAGCGCCAGCGUCCUGCACGAGGGGCACCCAACGGACGAGGACAUGCAGAGCGUCGCGAGCCUGCUGAGCCGCCCGGGGGACGUGGCCGACCUGGGUGACUUUGAGAGCGACCCCGAGGAGGAGGAGGAGCCUCGAGGGGGGCCCCCCCCUGCCCCAGCCCCCCGAGAGUCCCCCCGAGAGCUGCAGGCGUUGCCUGAAGAGGAGGAGGUGGAGGAAGAGCCCAAGCCCCCCCCCUCACGCACAGGGCCCCCCAUAAAGGAAGGUGAUUGUGGGGAUCCCCCCACACUGGGGGUACAAAGGGCCCCCCCCGGCCCUGGGGGUGAACAACCCCCACCCCAAAAGAUGGACGUGCCCCCCCCCGGGGGCAGCGGGGCGCUGCUGCGCUGGUGCCAGGCGGCCACGGCCGGGUACCGCGGGGUCCGCGUCACCAACUUCAGCACCUCCUGGCGCAGCGGCCUCGCCUUCUGCGCGCUCCUGCACCGGCACCGGCCCGAGCUGCUUGACUACGAGGCCCUGGACCCCCUCGACAUCCGGGGCAACAACAAACUGGCCUUCGAUGCCUUCUCUGCUUUGGGGGUGCCGCGGCUCCUGGACCCCGCGGACCUGGUGCUGCCGCCGGCCCCCGAUCGCCUGGGGGUGAUGACUUACCUGAGCCAAGUGCGGGCCCGGCUGCAGGAGCCCCCCCCCGGCACCGCGCACCCCCACAUCGGCUCCGUUCAGGGGGGACCCCCAUGGACACCCCCGGACACACAGCUCGGUGCCAUUAAGGGGGAGCCCCCAUGGACACCCCCAAACCCACAGCCUGGUGCCAUUGAGGGGGAGCCCCCAUUGACACCCCCGGACACACAGCUCAGUGUCAUUAAGGGGGAGCCCCCAUUGACACCCCCGGUCCCACAGCCUGGUGCCAUUGAGGGGGAGCCCCCAUUGACACCCACACAGCUCGGUGCCAUUAAGGGGGAGCCCCCAUUGACACCCCCGGACACACAGCUCGGUGCCAUUAAGGGGGAGCCCCCAUUGACACCCCCGGUCCCACAGCCUGGUGCCAUUGAGGGGGAGCCCCCGUUGACACCCCCGGUCCCACAGCCUGGUGCCAUUAAGGGGGAGCCCCCAUUGACACCCCCAAACCCACAGCCUGGUGCCAUUAAGGGGGAGCCCCCAUUGACACCCCCGGUCCCACAGCUCGGUGCCAUUAAGGGGGAGCCCCCAUUGACACCCCCGGACACACAGCUCAGUGUCAUUAAGGGGGAGCCCCCAUUGACACCCCCGGUCCCACAGCCUGGUGCCAUUGAGGGGGAGCCCCCAUGGACACCCCCAAACCCACAGCCUGGUGCCAUUGAGGGGGAGCCCCCAUUGACAGCCCCAAACCCACAGCCUGGCUCCCUUAAGGGAGAAACCCCAUUGCCACCCCCAGUCCCACAGCCUGGUGCCAUUAAGGGGGAACCCCAAUUGGCACCCCCAAACCCACAGCCUGGCAAUGGCCAUGGGGAGUCCCCAUUGACACCCCCAAACCCACAGCCUGGUGCCAUUGAGGGGGAGCCCCCAUUGACAGCCCCAAACCCACAGCCUGGCUUCCUUAAGGGAGAAACCCCAUUGCCACCCCCGGUCCCACAGCCUGAUGCCAUUAAGGGGGAACCCCAAAUGACAUCCGCAGACCCACAGCCUGGCACUGGCCAGGGGGAAACCCCAUUGAUAACCCCAGUCCCACAGCCUGGUGCCAUUAAGGAGGAACCCCAAUUGACAUCCCCAGACCCAGAGCCUGGCAAUGGCCGAGGGGGACCCCCAUCAACACCCCCAAACCCACAGCCUGGCAAUGGCCAUGGUGAGUCCCCAUUGGCACCCCCAAACCCACAGCCUGGCAAUGGCCAUGGGGAGUCCCCAUUGACACCCCCAAACCCACAGCCUGGUGCCAUUAAGGGGGAACCCCCAUUGGCACCCCUGGACCCACAGCCUGGCACUGGCCAGGGGGAACCCCCAUUGACACCCCCAGUCCCACAGCCUGGUGCCAUUAAGGGAGAGCCCCCACUGACACCCCCAAACCCACAGCCUGGCACUGGCCAGGGGGGGCCCUCAUGGACACCCCCGGACCCACAGCUUGGUGCCAUUAAGGGGGAGCCCCUAUUGGCACCCCCAGACCCACAGCCUGGCUCCCUUAAGGGGGAAUCCCCAUUGACACCCCCAGACCCACAGCCUGGCACUGACCAGGGGGAGCCCUCUCCUGUACCCCCAGACCCACAGCUCAGCACCACUAUGGGGGGGCAUCCCUCAGAACCCGGGCUUGGUUCUGUUAAGGGGGGAGCCCCAUUGACACCCUCAGACCCACAGCUCAGCACCACUGACGGGGCCCCCCCAUCAGGCCCCCAGCUUGGCUCCAUUGAGGGGGGGCCUCCAUUGGACUCCCAGCUUAGCACUGGACGGGGGGGUUCCCUCUCAGUCCCCCAGCUUGGUCCUGUUGAGGGGGGUGCCCCAGGGCCCUCCCCCGACCCCCAACUCAGCAUCACCAAAGGGGGGUCCCCCUCAGAUGGUUCCAUUGAGGGGGGCCGCACCCGGACCCCCCCAGACCCCCUGCUUGGCCCCGGCCAUGGGGGACCCCCUCCGGACCCUGCAGUGUCAAAGGGCGCUGGUUCCAGGCCCCCCCCGGGGGUGCUGGUGCCCCCCCCGAGGCUGCACCGCGCCGGGGGGGGAGGGAGUCGCCCCCCCCAAGGAGCCCCCCCCGGCCCCGCACCCCCCCCCCGCACCAAAAGCUUCUCCCAUCUGCGCGACGCCGACCUGGUGCGGAGGCUGCGCCUGGAGCGGCGCGGGGACCCCCCCCGGAACCCCCCCAGGGGUGAUGGGGACACCGGAACCCCCCCCGCGGCCCCCUCAGCCCGGAACCAACCUGAGACCCCAGCAGAGGAGGAGACACCGCGGCUGCGCGACACGAGCCAGUUCGUGGUGGCCGAACUGGAGGCGCUGGAGCGGGAGCAGGAGCGGGUGGACGCGGUCGCCGUUAGCCUGGAGCGGGAGCUGCGCGGCCUCAUGCAGUCGGGCGCGGACCCUUCCCGUGAGGAGCAGCUCAUCCAGGAGUGGUUCUCGCUGGUGAACCACAAGAACGCGCUGCUGCGGCGCCAGGACCAGCUCCAGCUGCUGGCGGAGGAGCAGGACCUGGAGCGUCAGUUCGAGCUGCUGAGCAGGGAGCUGCGGGCGAUGCUGGCCACGGAGGAGUGGCUGAAGUCUCCAGCGCAGCGGCAGCGGGAGCAGCUGCUGCUGGAGGAGCUGGUGGCCCUGGUGAACCGGCGCGAUCAACUCGUGCGGGACCUGGACUGGAGCGAGCGGACGGCACAGGAGGAGGAUGCUCGCCUGGAGCGAGGCUUGGACCAGCGGCGCCGCAGCUUUGCCCGCAGGGACGCGUGCAGCAUCGCAUGAGGGGGGACAC
This is a messenger RNA of Pezoporus occidentalis (night parrot), 3963 nucleotides long. RefSeq names its product EH domain binding protein 1 like 1 (gene EHBP1L1). Gene Ontology annotation, molecular function: protein binding. The record is from RefSeq and is a predicted model, not a curated record. Bases 81 to 3953 code for a protein of 1290 amino acids. Gene Ontology annotation, cellular component: filamentous actin; microtubule organizing center. Lineage: Eukaryota; Metazoa; Chordata; Aves; Psittaciformes; Psittacidae. The transcript is spliced from 19 exons. Gene Ontology annotation, biological process: actin cytoskeleton organization.